AUAGAAUCUAUGCCGAACAGAUAAUUGUAUUCCGAAUGAGGCGUAUACAUGACCAUUUUCUAUGCCGCAUAGAAAUCUAUGCGGCAUAGAUGUGUCCAUGUAAACGCGGCUACUGUGUACCAACGUAGUUAUCACACAUUUUAUACUUCACUGUGUGACUGGGUUGUUACAAUUACAGUAAAGGAAUUAUAUUCUAUAUAUAAAAAACAACUGCCCAUUUACUGUCAUACAUUCUGAUGGGUCACAGACUUCAGUGUAAAACUGUAACCAUUUAGUUCAAUCUUAUUUUUUGUCAAGGCUUAAUUAUUAACCAUGUUGAUGUUCUUAUUGCAGUACAUCCUCUCUAUAUAUUGGCACAAAGUCCUUCCGGCACAAUAUUUUAGAGGCUCAUGGCAAGAGCAAAAGGCACGAGCACUGUGCCGUUGCCGCCAGAGGAACAGAAGCACCCAUGCCAGCUGUCAUCGAAGGACUGCAAAAGAUGGAUGACGCUCUGCGUCUAAAAAUGACGAACAUUAUGCAUGCAGCAUAUUAUGUAGCAAAACAAGAAGUGCCCUUUACCCACUUUUCAUCCCUUAAUGGCCUGAUCAACAGGACUGGAGGAAGUCUUCCAGGCUGUUACCAGUCUGACAAAGCCUGUGCUAGGUUCAUCGUAGACAUUUACGAUGUGGAGAGGGAAAAGUUGCUGGAUAAAAUUAAAAAAGCCAUAUACUUUUCAAUUCUCAUUGAUGGGGCAACAGACAGCGCUACAUUAGAGAAUGAACUCAUUUAUGUUCGCUUUCUAGCAACGGAUGGGCCAGUCAAUGCCUACUUGUCUAUCCAAGACGUUAAACAUGGCAAUGCAAAUGGCAUCCUGGAUGCCAUCCAUGCAGCUUUUGAGGAAGCUGGCAUUAUUGAUUGGAAGGAGAAAUUAGUUGGGUUUGGCAGCGAUGGGGCAGCUGUGAAUGUGGGCUGCAGAAAUGGCGUUGCAGCGCUUCUGCAGAAGGAACUCAACCACCCCCUCAUCUCAAUCCACUGUGUUGCCCAUAGAUUAGAGCUUGGCAUCGUAAAGGCAAUUAAAACCCACAAAAAGAUGGAGCAAAUGCAGACAAUGCUAAAAAACCUGUACGAUCAGUACCACUACUCCCCCAAGGCUGUCAGAGAGCUCAGAAUGAUUGCAGAGGCACUUGAAGAAAAGGUGUUGAAGCAGUCAAAUCUACAUGGCGCCCGCUGGCUUCCCUAUGUGCAUCGUGCAAUCAAGGUCAGAAUUUUAGUAAAUUAUUAA
Messenger RNA from Gadus morhua (Atlantic cod), 1261 nucleotides. Its product is annotated as zinc finger protein 862-like. The record is from RefSeq and is a predicted model, not a curated record. Bases 449 to 1261 code for a protein of 270 amino acids. NCBI's taxonomy places the organism in Eukaryota, Metazoa, Chordata, Actinopteri, Gadiformes, Gadidae. The transcript has 3 exons.